This is a messenger RNA of Diaporthe batatas, 753 nucleotides long. RefSeq lists its product as uncharacterized. The transcript is spliced from 2 exons. Bases 237 to 440 code for a protein of 67 amino acids. The record is from RefSeq and is a predicted model, not a curated record. NCBI's taxonomy places the organism in Eukaryota, Fungi, Ascomycota, Sordariomycetes, Diaporthales, Diaporthaceae.
CUUGCACCUGCCUUCUUCUCAGCACAAGCACCCCUGCCACCCCGCCCCCGCCUUGCAGGAAACAGCUCGAACCCAAAUAUGAGGUAUCUUGUGCCUCAAUGCUAGGGAAUCUCGUGGUCUUGAUGGUCUCAGCGGCUCCCUCACGCAUGUGACAAGCGAAUGUGUGCCGCCUCCCAGACGCACGGUUUGGUGAGCCUCAGGCUUGUGGUUAGGCAGCGAAAGUCUGCGGGCUGGCGAUGGAAGGGGGUAUACCGGAUCCCAGCACAAGUGCAAUCGCGUGCGCCAGUGAGAGUGCGACGGCAACGACCGGUGGAUGUGAACCUGCUGGUGAAAGCGCACCUCGGAGUGUAGGCGGGAGUGGACGUCAGGCGGAAGGUCUGAAGGGGGGCCUCGUCCGUGUGGACGCUCAGAAGCUACCUCGGACUACGGUACGUACCUAGGUAGACAUACCCGUGCCCUGCUUCCAGGGUCACCCACCAGCCUAUCUCUCUGGAGGGGUGUAGCACUUUGGGUCGAUGUUCUUGAAAUGGAACCAAGACUGGCACAGGUCAACUUGUACCUGGGCACUGUGCAAACGCCCGCCCACGCGCCCGUCUUGUUUACUAGCACACUCAACACGCAUCUGUCUUUCUUGCCCCUGCCUCUCCCUCCUCUCACAACACCCACAACACCCACAUCACCCACAUCGCACCGCAUUGCGCAACGUAUCAUUGCUCUCUGUUUGCGUCUCAGCACUGCCCCGCGAAAGUCGAG